CAGGAAGUUCAGGACCUUCUUCCUUACGUUUGUCUAUGACAGAGAGGGGAAAAACUGGGUUAAGGAAGACAAGAAGGUGUCUCUUCACCAUCGGCUCUUCCAAGGAUACGGGGUCAAGGCUUUGUCGAUGAAAGCGUUUGACGUGCGCGGGAACGGAACGGAGUUCCAAAUGCUGGAUCGGGAAAAGUUUCUUUCCAAAACCAAUGGCUACCGCGUGACUGGUUCCCUGCCUAUCGUCGACAGUGCUUUCAUGCUCACCAGACCUUUGGUCCAAUUCAACAGCCCGACGGACCAACUCGCAGCUUUCGUCAUGCGAUACAGGGAAGAGUUCGCGAGGCUGCCUGCUGCCCAGCAAGUUGACCGUGUUUUCGUGCCGAUUGACGCCCCACCUUCGUCGGCUGCGGGGCCCAAACGGUGCCAAGAUCAGCCGGCCAGAGCGGGUGGAAAGAGGAAGCAAUUGCCGACUGCCCCGUUUUCGUCGGCUGCGGUUGUCCAGGCUCUGCCCGCUCCGGUUCCGCCCUCGGAUCGGCAAGGUCGCGAUGCUGCCGAGCAGUCCAGCGAGGCCACAAACUACGACGACGGAGUUGUGCGCUAUCGGGCUGGUCCCCAACAUCGUUCACGGGGAGGUGCAGGUGCCUUCAAUGACGAGGAAUGCGAGGGCCAAGAUGGGGAGGGCGGUGGUUGGGAUGGGGAGGGCGGUGGUGAGGAGGGGGAGGGCGGUGGUGAGGAGGAGGAGGGCGGUGGAGUGGAGGAGGCGAGGCAAGGUGCGGGCUUGGGGCCUACAGAAGUGAUGUACAAGGAGACUCCGUUUCACUUCAAGGUCUUUAUAUACACCACGAUCGAUAAGCUCGAUAUGCUUCGAGCGGAGGUGAAACGGAUUGCCUCCAGUGCACGCCAUCUUGUGUGGGACAAACUCAGCAGGCAGACCACAUUGCUUCCUGUAUGCAUGCGGUCAAAGGAGGUUAUGGCGGCRCCCGUCGACAUCGUCGCAGCCGCACAAAAAAUGGCAUGCAGGGCCGCCAUCGUGGACAUCUCGGCCGCGGAUUUCAGCAGUGCAUGGACCUCGCAGGACUUCGAUGCACUGUACGCAAUGAUGACGAAGUGUUGUGGUCCAAAUUGGGUCCUCUUCUUCUUUGCACCGCAGAAUGUGCAAAGCGAUGUCUUGCGUCAAUUGUACCGUUGGGAGGACAUCGAGCUCAUCCCCGGGUCAUGGAAACGCGUGGACAGGCCGCCGAGCGACGUCACAAGGUACAACAACAUCGCUACGAGCAGUCGGGACCUGAUGGCGAUCGUGUUGCAUGCUGAAGGAGGGGAUCUGAAAAAAGUAACUGUCGCACCCCGACUUCACAACGAUCUCACCGAAGUGCAUGUUGUGGAGGAAAAGUUCGGGAAGUGUCUCGGAAAACACGGUGGCGUCGAGGGUGACGAACGUGCCGCAUAUUCAAUUUGGGAGCGAGAACCUGGCAAGUUGCGGAAGUUGUGCGGUUCAUUCGUAGGAGAGGCGGAAGGUAAUAAUGUCAUUGCCUGUGACGAGUCGGCCAAGGACAUUGCAUACUUGACAAAGUUCGUCGACAUACUUGUUAAGGAUGGGAGAUUCGAGUGCCGCCUCGAGAAACCGCGUGCCACACAUCGGACGAACAGGGAUAUGUACCACAAGUUGGGACUGAAAAGACUGAAGGUGUGGGAAUACCUGUUCCGCGAUGCGCCGGAUGAACGCCUUGAUGGGGGAUACAUAUAUAGGAAAACCAAGGUGACCGAGGCCCUCAAACAUUAUCACGGGGCUCUAACUGGCGCCUUCGAGACAUUCGUUGCUCGAUGCGAGAUCUUGAGGUUUGAUCUUCACAAAGAUAAACAGACGUUUAAGGAUUGUGCAGACCUCGCUAAAUCGGGUGAAGGCUUUAACCCCGUUGACAGCGAGGAAGACUCGUCGAACUCCGACCUCGAGAUCGAAAAGAACACCAAUGCAACCGGGUGGUGUGGGAAGUCCACUGCCAUGGAGCACAACGUCAAGGGAUAUGGACCAGGUCAAUCAGAGGGAUGCUCGAACCUGCCACCCGCGAACAGUGUGGCCUCGGGUGUGGACCGGGUUGUAUGUACACCUGUGGAAGACGACGAAGACGACGACCUUGAUAUUCUUGCUCAGCCAACGAAGCUGGCGCCAGGCGAUCCGAUUCCUCCCAGAUUUUGUGCGGAUGCAAACAAUUUAGAGUACUCACACAAGUUUUACGAGCUGCAGUCGAGCCCCUCGUACGGCAAGAUUGACUGGAAGGUUGAGCGCGCCGUCGCGCUCGAGAGCGUGGACGUGGACUCCCAAAAAGAUGUCGCCCCUGUGCCCGAGGCGGCCACAGGGAACACGAUGGGUGGACAAAGGGAAGAUGGCGGGACGACGUUCGGCGUAAAGCCUCCGUUGCCAGAGGCGGGGAACACGCCCGCAGGCAAAAACACCAUCGGAGUCAUCUCUGUCGCAACGGGGGAUACAUCACAAGGUGAAAAAGUGUCACUCGACAAGCCGGCAGAUGCGGGCGCCACAUACGGGAGUCUCCUCGCGACAGGUGCAGCGCUGGCAAGCACAUCGGAGAUGGUGUCAGAGUCCACUGCUGGGAUGGGCGUCACGAGGAUGUCGUUGCAUCCGCCCACAUGCACUAGCAAAGGUGACGCACACUAUACAACAACACCACAGGGAGGGGUCACAGGGGAUGACGGGAAUGGGGGAGAUGCAGGGGGGUCUCCACGUUCUCGCAAUAUUGAGGACAUGACGACGGACGAUGAGGAUGGGGUAGAAGGCGGAAAGGGCGUGAGCGAUCCCACGCGUGCAGAAAAUGAGGGGUGAUACAGGGAAUGAACUUGAGGGGAAUCC
Chara braunii is the source of this 2857-nucleotide messenger RNA. NCBI's taxonomy places the organism in Eukaryota, Viridiplantae, Streptophyta, Charophyceae, Charales, Characeae. The record is from the annotation of a GenBank genome assembly.